This is a messenger RNA of Panicum virgatum (switchgrass), 929 nucleotides long. RefSeq names its product protein TIFY 11b-like. Gene Ontology annotation, biological process: regulation of jasmonic acid mediated signaling pathway; response to wounding; regulation of defense response. Lineage: Eukaryota; Viridiplantae; Streptophyta; Magnoliopsida; Poales; Poaceae. Gene Ontology annotation, cellular component: nucleus. The record is from RefSeq and is a predicted model, not a curated record. Bases 138 to 680 code for a protein of 180 amino acids. The transcript has a single exon.
UCCCCGCGCCCCACGUCAACUCCACACAGCACCAUCGAGCAAGCAGCACAAGCGGCAGGCGCAUCCGAGAGAAGAGGAAGAGGAAGCGAAGAGAAGCCAGGACAAGGAGAGGAAGAGGAGAAGCAAGUUCGAUUAACAUGGCCAUGGCUGCAGCGGAGGGCAAGAGCCGGAGGUUCGCGCUGGCCUGCGGCGUGCUCAGCCAGUACGUGAAGGCGGAGCAGAUGAUGGCGGCCGCCCCUGCCCCGGGCCCGCGCGCACCGGCGACGACGCUGAGCCUCAUGCCCGGCGCGGACGUCGGCGCCGAGCAGGAGCCAACCGCCGCCGCUAGGGGGGAGGAGGCGGCCGGGCCCGCGUCCGCGUCCACUGCGGCGCCGCUCACCAUCUUCUACGGCGGGCGGGUGGUCGUGUUCGAGGACUUCCCGGCGGAGAAGGCGGCCGAGGUCAUGCGCCUGGCCGCCGGCACCGAGCGGGCGGCGGCCCCGGCCCCGGCCCCGCGCGACGACAUGCCCAUCGCCAGGAAGGCGUCGCUGCAGCGGUUCCUCGCCAAGCGCAAGGACCGCCUCGUCGAGCGCGCGCCCUACACCCGCCCGUCCCCGGCGGAGGAGGCCGAGAAGAAGAAGCCGGCUGCCUGGCUCGGGCUCGGGAGCGCGGACGCCGACCGCCUCGCCAUCGCGCUGUGAUUCGGAGCUCGCCGGGUUGCACAUGCUGGGGGAUUGGUUAGCACUAGUAGUGAUUUAAUUGGGCGGGUUCCUGGGGUUGGAAUCGGACUGGAUUUGAUCGAACGGAGCCGGAGCAUUUGCUCAUGCUCUUACAGAGACGGAGAAUUGUAGAGAUGUAUUCUUUUUUUACCUCUUCUUUAACAAGAGUGCUUUGCUCUUGUAACAUUCGAUAGAAAGAUGGAGAUUGAACAAUUCGUCAAUUUGUGCCUU